GUGACGUCAUGCAGGUCGGCAGUUACAUGAUCGUCUGCUGUGAUAGUCUUCGUAUAAAACCAGAAUGGCUGAAGGAUACCCAGUAGAUUUUGAUUCCGACCAAGGAGAAGGCAGUGGAGAAGAGGCCAUGUCAGGUGUACACCCCAUAGCAGCUUUGUUGAAGCAGUCAGGCGCAGCCCGUGGUGCCACCGCCGAAGACAACCUGGACUGGUUGUGGCAAAAGAAUAAAAGGGAGCGCAUGGGCGAAAUGAGAUCGUUGAAACUGGGAGAAAAACCCGUCACAGGUCACCAACGACAGGAAGUCCUGAAUGAUUUCUUGGCAAAGAGGGUGCAGGCUUCAGAAAAGGCUGCAAGUGGCAACAACGUCCCUUCAAAUAGUCAGAAUGUGGAGGAGCAUAGACCUGAUGCCAUCGUAGUGGAGGUCAGUGGUCUCUUUGAGAGAAGGCCCGUCAGUAGUAUGCUCCAAUCACAAUCAUUUAGGAGAGAUCUGGAGCGAAUCGUCCGAGGGAGCGUCUCCGAGUUUAGGCGCGUGAGCGCACAGACACCUCCUGCUGCUCCGCAGGUACAGGCACAGGCACAGGCAGCAGCCUCUGGGCCAAGUUCACCACGGACCAGUUCCCCAGCACCACGAGAUGUGGCGAGAGACACACCAACAGCUUUGGCACAACGUAAUACAAGAUCAAGGGCGUCUUCGCAGUCAAGUGGAGCACCAUCACAAAGCAGUGCGGCUGUCGCGUCACAUACAAGGGCAGCUCCCACACCACCAAGCAGGCCAGUGGCACCUCCAACUCCAGCUAUCGUUCCUCCGACAAACAAUGUACAAAAUGUUGGCCCGGGUGUGCCAUGGUUGUCUAGAGUACCAGCUUGGCAUGUCCCAACCAACAGAGACGAACUGUCGAGAGAGGAAAGACAGAGAUUUUCAUGGAAUUCCAUAGAGCAGUCCCAACGCGAGAACAUCAUCUCCGAGAUCAGCGAACUCGUCCACCAACAGCUCGUCACAUCUUCUUUAGAGAGCGAGUUCAGAGGUUCCCUUGAACUACAUAUGCAGUCACAUAUACAGCACUCGGGGCAUGAUGGUAGAAGGGUACAAGAAUUUGUUCAGAAUAUCCCGCAGUCUCAAUACAUCCCAAGAAAUGACUUCUCAGAGCUUGGCAUUGCACCUCCGGACCCAGCACCUGCAGCUUCCGUCUCCGAUUUUGAUAGUGGCAGCAUCAUGAGCGCAACAGCCCACCGGGUUCCUUAUGCACAGACGAACUUGGCCGUGUCUCGCGAGAUGCACGCCCUGAAAGCUCAGCUAGAGGAACUGAAAAAUAUGAUGACACUGAGCUUCAACGUCCAAUGUGACAUCCAGCGAUCUAUAAGACAAGAGGUGGCGGCUGCCAUGAACCAGGCCCAGCAAGAGCAAGCUGCUACAGCAACCCCCAACGUUCGUUCAGUCCCAGUCGAUGACUCACACUGCCUCAUCUGUUUGGAGGCUACUGCAGACACUGUGAUAUAUUCAUGUGGACAUUUAUGUUUGUGCCAGAAGUGCGGCUACACAUUACAAAACUGUGGUGGCAAGUGUCCAGUUUGUCGUGCACCAAUAAAAGACCUUAUGAAAGUUUUCAAGUGUAGUCCCGAGUAACAGAUCUUCGUUUUGAGCAUGCUUUGCAUUGCAAGAUUCAUGGACAAAGUGUGUAACUGUGUAAUAGGUGCAGAUCCAAGGGUGGAACAAUCCUGGCCCUCUAAAAUUUGAGACAAAUCUUUGAAAUCACCAAGGAACACAGGAUUACUUCUUGUACAUAAUGUUCAUAAUAGCAUAGAUGACAGAUCUUUCUCAUUAUGCUGAGACGACUUUCUCCACUGGUGGGGUAUUGUGUUCACUACAUGAACUUCCCUGCCCAGCUGCUAACAACCAAGUGGACCUGAACACAGAUCGCAAUCAAGUCACGUUGGCACAUACUGGCAUGGCAUAAUCACGUAAAUUUUGUCUCCUAGAUUUAUAUUUACUGCAUUUAUAAUUGCAUACCAUCCAUAAUCAUAUAUAUUUUGUAGAUGAACGACAAUGUAAUUUUACAUAAUACAGAUAUAUUAUGAAAACAUCA
This is a messenger RNA of Lineus longissimus, 2084 nucleotides long. RefSeq lists its product as uncharacterized. Lineage: Eukaryota; Metazoa; Nemertea; Pilidiophora; Heteronemertea; Lineidae. The coding region runs from base 65 to 1624 and encodes 519 amino acids. The transcript is spliced from 5 exons. The record is from RefSeq and is a predicted model, not a curated record.